Messenger RNA from Coniophora puteana RWD-64-598 SS2, 162 nucleotides. RefSeq lists its product as uncharacterized. The transcript has a single exon. NCBI's taxonomy places the organism in Eukaryota, Fungi, Basidiomycota, Agaricomycetes, Boletales, Coniophoraceae. The record is from RefSeq and is a predicted model, not a curated record. Gene Ontology annotation, molecular function: nucleic acid binding. The annotation marks the transcript as partial. Gene Ontology annotation, biological process: DNA integration.
GGAGUUUAUUGCUCAGACAACGACGAACUGAAACGAAACGAUCUCUCAGGCUGGCUCGCGUCGCAGGGCACGCGACAAGAGUUUACAGCGCCUCACACAUCAGCCCAAAACGGUUUAGUCGAACGCUUGCACCUCACCCUCAUGAACAAGGCCCGUACGAUG